GAUGACCACCUGCCUGAUUCAUGUCUUCGAAGCCACGAUGGUGAUCUUGCAAAGGAGUUGCGCUCCGACAUGCUUUCCCCUACGGUGCAGCACUCCUCUUGGAUCAAUACUCUGUCGUGGGUUUCAUGUAAGCCAUCAAUGGAACCGACCGUACAAUAUUCUCUUUUUCGGCUCGGAUGAGUUCUCGAUUGCGAGUUUGCGAAAACUCCGCGAAGAGCAAGUAUUAAACCCUGGAAGUAUAAUAUCACAUAUUGAGGUCGUAACGCCGCCCGACAACCCCCGCAACAAAAAGGCAGAAGUACCCCUCAAGGAAUUUGCCGUUAAAGAGGGAUUGACAGUUCAUUCUGCACCCCCGAAAACCCUUAAAGAUUGGACGAUUCCAAAUCCGUCCUACCCUGCGCCUUUCGAUCUAGCGGUGGUGGUAUCGUUCGGCUAUUUCCUUCCUCGUAGAGUAAUUGGAGCAUUCCCAUCAGGCGCCUUCAAUAUUCAUCCAUCGCUUCUUCCGAGAUACCGGGGAGCAGCGCCGAUUCAGUAUACGAUCCUCAACGACGAUAAAGAGACUGGUGUUUCCAUUAUCGAGCUCGAUCCACAACGAUUCGACGUUGGAGGAAUAUUAAAACAAACUCGCAUCGAGGUUCCACCAAAGGUGUUUUUCAAGGAUCUACAUGAUGCACUAGCGGAAGUAGGGGCCAAGGAUAUGCUGGAGACGAUCAGGGAACUGGACAAGUGUCAGGCACAAGCAAUAGCUCAGAAUGAUGGGGAGGCGACACACGCGCCCAAGAUACCAAAAGCUAUGGGAGUCGUGGACUGGCAGUUACCACGAGAACGAAUAUAUCGUCUUCAUCGGGCGAUCGGAUACAGAAUACCGCUACAUACCACCUUUAGGGGUCGUCGUGUCCAACUUCUUGCCUUGGACGAUCCGGACUCCGCUACGGGCCCAGGAAAAAAGACCCCCAACGACCUGCCACCCGGUGCCUUGGCGUUUGAUGACGAAUAUCACACUCUUUUCAUAAAGUGCAGCGAUGGCUGGCUUGCGUGUUCCAAGUUGAAGGUUGAAGGGAAACGAGCUCUUGGGAUCCGAGAUUUUGUGAAUGGGUAUCAAUUAGCGGAUGCGGCGCGCGAGUUUUUCAAGUGAUCGUGGAUAAGGUAGUGCGCUAAGAUGGUCAAGGAUAAGUCCCAAGAGGACUCAGCUGGAAGCUAGGUAUCCUUAUGAAGUCGACUUCUACGCAAAUGUAUAUAUACACAGCUCCUCAAGCAUCUAAUAUAUAACAAAGAAGGCUAAUGACUCCUGAA
Spizellomyces punctatus DAOM BR117 is the source of this 1293-nucleotide messenger RNA. Its product is annotated as methionyl-tRNA formyltransferase. Gene Ontology annotation, molecular function: methionyl-tRNA formyltransferase activity. The transcript is spliced from 8 exons. Lineage: Eukaryota; Fungi; Chytridiomycota; Chytridiomycetes; Spizellomycetales; Spizellomycetaceae. The annotation marks the transcript as partial. The record is from RefSeq and is a predicted model, not a curated record. Gene Ontology annotation, biological process: conversion of methionyl-tRNA to N-formyl-methionyl-tRNA; biosynthetic process. Gene Ontology annotation, cellular component: mitochondrion.